CUCUUCUGUCAAACCCAAUAGCCAUUGAAAUGGGCUAAAACAAGUUGACUAACACUAAAUUUUCCGUUGACGCACUGAAAAGCCAAACAAAAUCAGAGGGCAAACUAUGUCAGAAGGGCCAGUUGAACAGUAUCAGAUUUAAGGGCACUGAAAUUGAAAGCAAGAGAUGCUGCUGAUGGACGCAUUGUUCAACAGUCUGUUGGUGGUCAGUUCCGGCUAUGCGAUGUACACCCUCCACCCCCUGGAAACGCCCUAUGGUUAUGCAACAGCGGCCUUAAGCCUGGUCCACGGAAUUUUGGGGAUGGUGCGGGCGGCGAGCAACGACGAUGAUGAGUGCAAUCGGGUGCGGCUGAUUACGUCGGGCAUCAUGGAGAUAGUGCCGCUGCCUUUGACCAAUAUCGAGCUCUAUCUGAAGUCCACCAAUCCCAGCCUGGCCUUGGCCCACACCUGUUUUGUGGUGCCAUUGGUCUACGACAUGAUGGCCAAAUGGGCUGACACCGAGGACACCUCCACGGAGACCCUGAAGGAACUCACACUCCUGGGCAACGUCGUCUCCCUGCUUUUCCUGGGCGUCAACCAGUCCAGCAAUCUGUACGGCGGCUUGGCUGCCAUCGCUUUUGCAGCUCGCCACGGUUCUGUUAUCCUCGACUACUACUGGAAGGGACUUGGUGCCGAGUUCAACCUGCUGGCCCACUCCAUGUUUGUCGUCCUGAUGACCAUGACCCUUUCGGCAAAAUGAAGAUCACUGGACCUCCCAGAAGAGAACCUAUUCACAGCCAAGGCCAGUGGAUGGGUUCGUUGGCUUUCAGCUCAAUAAACUUGCAAUUAAUGUUGGCAAAUUAAAAUGCAAAAAUAAA
Drosophila teissieri is the source of this 857-nucleotide messenger RNA. RefSeq lists its product as uncharacterized. The transcript has a single exon. Bases 167 to 739 code for a protein of 190 amino acids. The record is from RefSeq and is a predicted model, not a curated record. Lineage: Eukaryota; Metazoa; Arthropoda; Insecta; Diptera; Drosophilidae.